Pristis pectinata (smalltooth sawfish) is the source of this 2072-nucleotide messenger RNA. RefSeq names its product pleckstrin (gene plek). Gene Ontology annotation, cellular component: plasma membrane. NCBI's taxonomy places the organism in Eukaryota, Metazoa, Chordata, Chondrichthyes, Rhinopristiformes, Pristidae. Bases 270 to 1337 code for a protein of 355 amino acids. The record is from RefSeq and is a predicted model, not a curated record. Gene Ontology annotation, biological process: actin cytoskeleton organization; intracellular signal transduction. The transcript has 9 exons.
ACAGAUUUCCAGUCACGUGAAGAUCCAGAACUUAUCUCCAUCCCUGCAGCAGUGAAGGGAUGUUCCCCAAUACUUCCUUCAUCAUCUCACCCAAUUGACGAACAGACUGAACCUCAUCAGGCGGCGUGCCUUGGAGAUUCACGGGCUUUGCAUGCGGAAACGGUUUCUUUUCUGGGCGUCAUGAUACGAUGUGACAGUGAGGAACCGUGAAAACCAGCAGUGACUACAAUCCAUUCCCGGACCGAAAGCCAUUAGUACAAGAGCUCAGCAUGGAGGUGGAGGCAAAAGUCAUCCGAGAGGGUUACCUUGUCAAAAAGGGGACAAUGUUUAAUUCCUGGAAAGCAGUUUGGGUUGUUCUUUUAGAAGAUGGAAUUGAAGUUUACAGUAGAAAAGCUGAUGGAAGUCCGAAGGGUGUCCUUCCUUUGAAGGGGGGUUCAAUCGUAUCCCCAUGUCUGGACUACAGCAAAAGAACGUUUGUUUUCAAGUUUCGUACAGCAAAGAAUCAGGACCAUUACCUGCAAGCUUCACACCUUGAAGAACGCGAUGCCUGGGUGAAAGACAUGAAGAGGGCCAUUCACUUUAUUGAAGGUGGUCAGAAAUUUGCACGAAAAUCAACAAGAAAAUCUAUCAGGUUGCCAGCAGAUAUAAAUUUGGGUGCUUUAUACCUCUCUAUGAAGGACCCUGAAACAGGAGUGAAAGAACUAAAAUUACAAAAGGAGAAGAAAAUCUUCAAUCACUGUUUUGCAGGUGCCUCUGUGAUUGACUGGUUGCUGUCAUCUAACUUUGUAAGGAACCGUCGGGAGGGCAUCCUGCUGGCAGCUGCUCUUGUCUGUGAUGGGUACAUACAGCCAGCUGAGGAUAGGGCCAAGGAAGCAGCUGAACAGAUAGCAGAAAACUGCUUCCUGGAUGACAGUGAUGCUUAUUAUUAUUUUGCUGACAGUGGGUUUUUCAGUGAAGGAAAUUCAAGUGACGAUGAAGAUGUUUUAAAGGAGGAAUUUCGAGGAGUUAUUAUAAAGCAAGGAUGUCUGCUGAAACAGGGCCACAGGAGAAAAAACUGGAAAGUCCGAAAGUUUGUGCUUCGGGAUGAUCCUGCCUAUCUGCACUAUUAUGACCCAGCUGCGGGUGAUCAGGAUGAGCCCCUUGGUUCCGUCCAUCUCCGCAGCUGUGUGGUGACUGCUGCAGAUGACCAUCCAGAUGGGAAGAAAUCUGACGUUAGAGGAAACCUGUUUGAAAUCAUCACGGCAGAUGAAGUGCAUUACCUGAUGCAGGCUGCCACAAGGGAAGAACUCACAGAAUGGAUUAAAGUCAUUAAAAAAGUAGCCACCAGUGGAAAAUAAGGGCAGAGUUAAAACGAUACUAUUUUGCUAAUAUUCCAGGGUAAUUCAAAUGUGCAGCAUUAACCUUCACUUUCAAGUAUUCAACACUUUAUUUGUGGGAUCAGCAACAUAAAUGAUGACUGAACGCUGUGCUAUGAAUAAAACUGUGCCUUGUGAAUAUUUUUAACCACUUUGAGAUGUUGGCCAGCUAUAUUUCAUUUCCCUUUUAUUGUUGCAUGCCUCAUACAUUUUUAAUCUUGUAUAUUUUCAAUAGCAUAUUUAUAGCUAAUAUCACCUGCUGUCGAUGUGUCAGACAUACACUUUUGCAAUGAUUUAGUUAAGAAGUAACAUGAUUGAUAUUAAUCACUCAUCAUGCUUUGCUUACGAUGUCUGCAAACAUGCUUUGUAAAAUCCGGCACAAAACUAACAUCAGAUGGAUUGUAAAUUUGUGGUCUUUGGGUAAGGUUACAACAAACGAUUAUACUGACAAAGCUUUUCACCAGUUUAUUAGGCUAAUUGUGAUUUUCCCCUCUUGCUCACAAUCACGUGUUUUAUUUUACCAUAGCUUCCUGUAUUCUUGCAUUUAUGUAGAGCCUCAGAGGGACAGAUCAUUAAACAGAACUGGACAUUCAAACCACAGAAGAAGUUGUUAGGACGUGUGUUGCUUUGGCUACGUGCCCCAACUCUUUGAAUUGUGGGUGUUACAAAAUUUGAUGCUCUCUAAUGCACACCCCAAUAAAGUGUUUCUUCCUUGCA